This is a messenger RNA of Penicillium antarcticum, 1596 nucleotides long. Its product is annotated as CDP-diacylglycerol--glycerol-3-phosphate 3-phosphatidyltransferase. The transcript is spliced from 3 exons. The record is from RefSeq and is a predicted model, not a curated record. Gene Ontology annotation, cellular component: mitochondrion. Lineage: Eukaryota; Fungi; Ascomycota; Eurotiomycetes; Eurotiales; Aspergillaceae. Gene Ontology annotation, molecular function: CDP-diacylglycerol-glycerol-3-phosphate 3-phosphatidyltransferase activity. The coding region runs from base 1 to 1596 and encodes 531 amino acids. Gene Ontology annotation, biological process: cardiolipin biosynthetic process.
AUGUUUUGCCGAAUCGGAGGACAGGCGCUUCGUAGCGCUGGGCGUCGCUCGGUUGCACGCCCCAGGCUAUAUGCUCGCAACUUUUCUGCGCAGUCCGGUACCACUGCUACCACUGCUGCGUCCGCUCCUUCACCACUAGCAGGAAUCACCUCCGAGCUAGACCGCAUUGCUCCCCGAUUUGAAGUGCCUGCGUCGCAGAUCACCAUUAUUGAUUCUCCAGCGAAUUUCUAUUCCACUCUAAAGGAUAAAAUCCUCAAAGCUCGGCGGCGUGUUUACCUCUCCACCCUAUACAUCGGCAAAACGGAAUUCGACCUGAUCGAUACAUUGAGCCAGGCUCUUCGCGAUAACCCCGAUCUACAAGUCUCAGUCCUUACGGAUGCUCUGCGUGGCACACGAGAGACACCGAACCCUUCAUGCGCAUCACUCCUUUGUUCGUUAGUCGAGAAGUAUGGUCCGGAGCGGGUUGAGAUUCGGAUGUUCCAUACGCCUAAUUUGACCGGCUUGAGAAAGCAAUGGAUUCCUCGUCGAAUUAACGAGGGCUGGGGCUUGCAACACAUGAAGCUUUAUGGAAUCGACGACGAGAUUAUUCUCUCAGGCGCGAACCUGUCUGAGGAAUACUUCACAAGCCGCUUGGAUCGGUACCAUGUCUUCGCCUCCAAGGCGCUGACCGAAUACUAUGCUCAAAUUCACCAUGCAAUCUGCAGUUUGAGUUUCCAGAUUCUACCAGACCCCGAGAACGAGUCCUAUAUUUUGGACUGGCCUAGCUCAAACGGUGCGCCAUCGCCUCUCGACAGCCCUCAGGACUUUGUCGCUUAUUCGUCGACCUUCCUGAACCCGCUCAUUCAGGCAUCUGACAAUAAACCCGCUGAUCCAUCCGAAUCCAGCCAAACCUUUGUAUACCCUGUUUCACAGUUCACGCCGCUAUUGAAACCCAAGGAUACCUCUACCGAAUAUCCUGCCGUAACUACGAUCCUUCGUAUGUUGUCCAGCUCGUCUGCAUUUGCUGGUGCCCGCUGGCUCUUCACGGCAGGAUAUUUCAAUAUCCACCCCGUCCUUUCCUCCCUCUUGAUCUCCAGUACCUCCGCUGCCCAGCACAAUCCCUCUACCACACAAGGCACUGUCUUGACAGCUUCUCCGUGGGCCAAUGGAUUCUAUGGCUCCCCGGGAAUCUCAGGCAUGCUCCCAGCCGCCUACACCCACCUUUCGGCACGAUUCCUCGAUCGUGUCGCUGAGGCACAGGCUACCAGUUCCAUCCAGCUCAAGGAAUGGCGCAAGGGCACUGUGGGCACACCAGGUGGCUGGACAUACCACGCCAAGGGCCUUUGGGUCACUCUGCCCAACGAGGAACACCCAAGUCUUACGUUUGUUGGUAGCAGCAACUACACAAAACGCAGCUAUAGUCUCGACAUCGAAACCGGCGCUCUAGUUGUAACAAACGACCCGGAUCUCAAGCAGAAGUUGGGCGAGGAGACAGAGCGACUCCAGAAGGACGCCAGCCCCGUCUCGAGAGAUGACCUCAUGCAGACGGAGAGACGUGUCGGGUGGAACGUGAGGCUCUCCAUGUGGAUCGUGGAGAAGGUCGGCGGUGCCUUCUAA